Molecule: messenger RNA, 1183 nt
Organism: Aegilops tauschii subsp. strangulata
Lineage: Eukaryota; Viridiplantae; Streptophyta; Magnoliopsida; Poales; Poaceae
Product: glyoxylate/hydroxypyruvate reductase HPR3
Cellular component (GO): cytosol
Molecular function (GO): hydroxypyruvate reductase [NAD(P)H] activity; NAD binding; glyoxylate reductase (NADPH) activity
Source: RefSeq, a predicted model, not a curated record
UUUGGUCCAGCAACCGAUGUUUGCUGGUGGCUUUGUCUCUAUCCCUCCAAAGCAGCAGCAGGUAGUCUGAUAGGCGAUAGCGAUACCAUUCCUUCCUCCACGGAGCGAUGGAAGACACGACGCCGUCCGCCGACGAGAGGCCGCUGGUGCUCCUGGGGCAGCCGCUCUUCCCGGAGUUCGCCGCCGCGCUGGCCGGCCGCUUCCGGUUCGUCCUGGUCGCGGACGCCGACGCCGCGACCCUGGCCCAGGGGAGGGCGCUGCUCAUCGGGCUCAACCCGGUCACGGACGACCACCUGGCCGCGCUCCCGGCGCUCGGGCUCGUGGCGGGCAUCUCCGUGGGCGUCAACCACGUCGACCUCGCCGCCUGCCGGCGCCGCGGGAUCGCCGUCACCAACGCAGGUGCCGCCUUCGCGGUCGACACGGCCGACUACGGCGUCGGGCUCGUCGUCGCCGUGCUCCGCCGGUUGGCCGCCGCCGAGGCCCACGUCCGGGCCGGCAGGUGGGCGGCCGACGGCGACUAUCCUCUCACCACCAAGGUGAGCGGCAAGCGGGUGGGGAUCGUGGGGCUGGGCAACAUCGGCUCCCGCAUCGCGCGGCGUCUCGCCGCCUUCGGCUGCGCCGUCUCCUACAACUCGAGGUCGCCCAAGCCGUCGGCGCCGUACGAGUUCGUCCCGGCCGUGCGCGACCUCGCCGCCGGCAGCGACGUGCUGGUGCUAUCCUGCGCGCUGACGGAGGAGACGAGGCACGUGGUGAACGGGGAGGUGAUGGAGGCGCUGGGGAAGGACGGCGUGCUGGUGAACGUCGGCCGCGGCGGCCUCGUGGACGAGCCGGAGCUGGUCCGCUGCCUGCAGGAGGGCGUCAUCGGCGGCGCCGGCUUGGACGUGUUCGAGAGCGAGCCGGACGUGCCGCCGGAGCUCUUCUCCAUGGACAACGUCGUGCUUUCGGCCCACAGGGCCGUGGCCACGCCGGAGUCCAUCCGCGGCACGAUCGAGCUCGUCGCGGCCAACCUCGACGCCUUCUUCGCAGGGAAGCCACUGCUCAGCCCCGUGGAGCUCUGAGACAAGGACACCAUCUGUCUGCGGUCCGAUGUGGUCUGAAUAAAUUGCAGAACUCCUUGAUGUAUUUGUAGUUCAGUGUAAUCCAGUCUCUGAGUGAAUAAAAUCUGUGAGCAAUCGGUCAGUAA